AAACAUGAUGGAAGCUGAAUGAUGGGUGAUUCAAUGCCCUCUGAUCCAUCAGAAAUUGAUCAACUAGUUAGUCGUUAAAGAUGUGGAAUAUGAAGGAAGACGUUCAUCAAAUUCUCAUAAACAACAUGAACGACUAUGCUGGUGCUUCAGUAGUGAUUGCCGUAGGUUUAGCAGCAGUAUUGGUGAUGAUUUUCCAGUGGUAUCCGAAAGGGAGAAAAGGCAGUGAGAUUCCUGGCAAACUUGGCCUUCCUUUCCUUGGAGAGACAUUUGCUUUUCUUGCAGCUGUAAACAGCACCAGGGGUUGCUAUGACUUUGUGAGGCUUCGGAGAUUGAGGUACGGGAAAUGGUUCAAGACGAGAAUUUUAGGUAAAACUCACGUGUACGUUCCAAGUGUUGAGGGAGCAAAAACAGUGUUUGCAAAUGACUUUGUGAUGUUCAACAAAAGGUACCUGAAAUCAAUGGGAGACAUGGUGGGAAAGAAUAGCUUACUGUGUGUUCCUAAAGAGAUACAUGGAAGGAUGAGGCAUCUGCUGGCCGAUCCUUUCUCUAUGAAUUCCGUUUCAAAGUUUGUCCCCAAAUUCGACCGUGAGUUGUCUGAAAGACUCAAGAGAUUGGAGAACAGUGGGAAGAGCUUCAGAGUGCUUGAAUUCAGCAUGAAGGCUGCGUUUGAUGGGAUUUGCGACAUGUUGAUCAGCAUCACGGAUGCUUCUACGCUCGACCAACUCGAGCAUGAUAUCACAUGCGUUACUGAUGCGAUGUUGUCGUUUCCGCUUAUGAUUCCUGGCACAGGAUACUAUAGGGGCAUGAAGGCUCGCGAAAGGCUAAUAGAUACGUUCAAGGCGAAGAUUACCAAGAGACGGAAUGGAGAAGAAGUUUCUGAUGAUUUCCUGCAAUCCAUGUUGCAGAGAGACUCAUAUCCGCCCAACGAAAAGCUCGAUGAUGAAGAGAUUGUGGAUAACUUGUUGACGCUUAUAAUUGCUGGGCAGAGCACCACUGCAGCUGCCAUAAUGUGGUGUGUCAAGUUCUUGGAUGAGAACAAACAAGCCCAAGACAAGCUAAGAGAGGAACAGUUGCAAAUUCUUAGAAACAAACCUGCGGGAGCUUUGCUUAAAUAUGAUGAUCUGAUGAGCAUGUCUUACGGUUCAAAGGUUGUCAAAGAGACAUUGAGGAUGUCAAAUGUCUUGUUGUGGUAUCCUAGAGUUGCACUAGACAAUUGCACUAUUGAAGGCAAGUUCAGACUUCUGAACCAACCUAAAAAUGUGGCUUUAUUUUUGCUCUCUGAUUGUUCAUUGUUGUGGAUAACAUGUUUAGCGCUCGAUAUGUUUGUACCUGCAGGUUACGAGAUAAAGAAGGGAUGGAAUGUAAACAUUGACGCGACUCAAAUACAUUAUGAUCCGAACACGUACAAGGACCCCAUGCGCUUCAAUCCUUCCCGGUUUGAUGAAAUGCAAAAGCCAUAUAGUUACAUACCUUUCGGAUUAGGUCCUCGGACAUGCUUGGGUAUAAAUAUGGCAAAAGCUACGAUGCUGGUGUUUUUACAUCGACUAACUAGUGGCUACACGUGGACAGUUGAUGAUGAAGAUCUCAGCUUAGAAAGGAAAGCACACAUUCCCAGAUUGCGAAGCGGAUGCCCAAUCACAUUAACACGCCUGGACGAUACAUCUAUCACUAAUUCAUAGAUUUUCUACGAGUCAUUUGAGCAAUUAAUGAUUGUAGAUGUUCAGAUGUUUCAUGAUUGUAACAGAUGGUUUAGAUCUUUCUACUGGUUUAAUGACGUCUUGUUUCUACCGCAGAAAA
This is a messenger RNA of Sesamum indicum (sesame), 1797 nucleotides long. Its product is annotated as cytochrome P450 85A1. The record is from RefSeq and is a predicted model, not a curated record. Gene Ontology annotation, molecular function: iron ion binding; heme binding; oxidoreductase activity, acting on paired donors, with incorporation or reduction of molecular oxygen. Lineage: Eukaryota; Viridiplantae; Streptophyta; Magnoliopsida; Lamiales; Pedaliaceae. Gene Ontology annotation, biological process: multicellular organism development; brassinosteroid homeostasis; brassinosteroid biosynthetic process.